AUGGACAUCGUAGCGAGCGACAUUGCUGCUAAUCUCAUCUUUCUGAUUCAUGUGGGCGUUGUGGUCUUUGUGGUCACCGGUGCUUUUAUGAGCGACCCGCUCAUUCUGGUGCUGCACAUCAUCGUCUGCCUGGGUAUCAUUGCGCACUGGGUGCUCGGGAACAGCGCCUGCUUCCUCACGAUCCUCGAAUGCUACCUCCGCGGCGUCAAACCAGACGACUCAUUCGUCCACCGGAUUGUCUCGCCGAUCUACCACAUCCGCGAUGACCAAGUGCGACCCGUUGCCCGCACCAUCACCGUGCAGACACACAACGUCAAGAACAGGAUGGCCAGACGACUGAAUGAUCCGUUCUGGCUCUAUCAGCCAUCGAUUCUAUGGGACCACAAAGAGGAGUUUCUUCCUUUGAAGCAACACAACCUCGAAGAGAAGCUCAAUGCCAUCACACGACUGAUCAUCUACGCGGCCGUCAUUCUCUCAGCAGCCAACCGCAAUCUCGGAUACGCCAGUGCCGGGGUGAUGGUGGUUCUGCUGGUCGUGGCGGUUUACAAAGUCGUCAAGGACGAAGAAGAUACAGAGCAAGCCAAGAAGGCCAAGGCCACCCAUGUGAUAUCAGAUUCGGACCGCAUCACAGCGAAUCCUGUGAAAUCAUUGGUCCUCAACGAAAGCGACAAAAUCGAGAACUGCACGCUGCCCACGGAGCAGAACCCGCUUAUGACAUGGCGUCCAUUCGACGACAUGAACCAGCCGGCUCCGUGUUCGGGUCCGAUCGUCGAUACCCGAGUGCAUGAUAUCGUUUAUAACUAUCCAAACUGGAAUGAUCUCUACGACAAGAACGGGCGAGCCUUUGUCACCCCUGCAUCUGCGACGCACAUCACCGAUCGAGAAAAGUUCGCACAGUGGCUCUUUGGAGACAUGGUCAGCUGCAAGGAAGACACGGUGAACUGCAGCCAGCUGCUCUAUGAGGAUCUGAAGCAGAGCAAACGGAUGUGGCCUGAAAAAAAAUCAGGGUACCGAGCAAAGUGACGACUUUUUGCACUCGAUGAACUACGCCAACCCUCUGCCUCCUCCUAUCCGAACGGUUCCGGUCGACUUCCUGCCGCCCCCCACCUCGUGGACACGUAUGGCUCCACCGGUCCCGGCAGCCCCGAUGACGCCCAUGAAGUAUUUCCUGGACUACGAGGGCAGUGGCCGUCUGAACAAAUGCCGUCGCGAUGGCAC
Molecule: messenger RNA, 1218 nt
Organism: Polychytrium aggregatum
Lineage: Eukaryota; Fungi; Chytridiomycota; Chytridiomycetes; Polychytriales
Exons: 2
Coding region: 1-1023 (340 amino acids)
Source: RefSeq, a predicted model, not a curated record